CUCUAGAAUAAGUAUCACCGCUCAUCCUGGGCUAAGCGGCCGCAGGUGUUGCGAUGUCUUCGCAAAUGACUCCCUUCGCGGAAAGUUACUCUGUCGUCUCCACGGGAAGGGUCUGCGGGACAGCGAGUGCUUUUAGUGGGGCGCAAAGUGCAAGAUGAGGCCGUUCAAGAAAGAUAGAAGAUGAAGCACAACGUUGUCUGUCGCGCUGAACAGUUGGCACCUCGUGUGUUCCCGUUGGUUUUUCGAUGGCAAUCCCGUCGCGCGUUGAGGCGGAAAGUCCGCGGCAAGUUGCACGCUAGCGCCUUGGCAGACAUCCCUGCAGCCUGGGACUUGGCAAGGGACUCAUCCAACUCUCCCUCACAUAUAACCAUCUACAUCAAGAACAACGAGUGAAUGUAGGCUCAAAGUAAGGAGCCGCUGAAUGAUUGCACAUGUCAUUACGGGCACCAGAAUGGCAGAGACUGCCGAUUAGUCUCACGGAACUCUGCAUAAACACUACUCUCCGUUGCGGCCAAUCCUUCCGUUGGAGAAAAUCCGCCGAUGACGAAUGGUCAUGUACCCUGCAUGGUCGUAUCCUGACCCUCCGCCAGGACUCUGAAUAUCUUCACUAUCGAGCCAUCUUCCCUAACUCCACUCUCCCCUCGCCUCCUCCUUCCAAUACCUCCUCGGUCGCGCCGUCCGUAGCACCAGAGGACGAUGAUACGCUUCAGCUAAUCAAACACUACUUCAAUUUGCGUCCGAAUCUCGGUCGGCUGUAUGAGCAAUGGGCUGCAACGGAUCCGAAUUUCAGGAAACGAGCCCCCAGAUUCGCUGGAGUACGCAUACUGCGACAGGACCCCUGGGAAGCACUCGUCGGGUUUAUAUGCAGCAGCAACAACAACAUCUCACGCAUAUCCAGCAUGGUGGCAAACCUAUGUCUCCAUUACGGUCCACUCAUUGGACAUAUCGACGGCGUGCCCUACCAUGACUUUCCCACACCAGAAGCCCUUGCUCAACCAAGUGUUGAGGCUCAACUGAUGAAACUCGGGUUUGGCUACCGCGCCAAAUAUAUCUACAAGACUGCGGUCAUGAUUGCUGGCAAAGAGAACGGAUUGGCUUGGUUAGAUGAAUUAUGUAAUCCGGAAUUUCCUUCCUUUGGUCGCGAAGUCAAGAACGCAGGAGAGUGGAACGAGGGCGGUAGAGAGGGCUACAGGAAGGCACAUGAGGAGCUUCUCGCUCUACACGGCGUGGGUCCCAAGGUAGCAGACUGUGUAUGUCUAAUGGGGCUCGGGUGGUCGGAGUCAGUCCCAGUGGACACGCAUGUGUGGCAAAUCGCGCAGCGGGACUACAAGUUUGGCAAAGGAAAACAUAGUAGUCUGACUGCAACUACAUAUACAGCUGUGGCUAAUUACUUCCGCAAGUUGUGGGGUAAAGAAGCGGGCUGGGCACAUUCUGUGCUCUUCACUGCGGAUCUGAAGGCGUUUUCCGAAAGGCUCGUGGCAAAGACCGAGAUCAAGGACGAGCAGCUUUCGAUAAAGCUAGAGGAGGACGCUGUAAGUACUGAAUUGACAAGCAGCGCCACCAAAUCCACGAGAAAGAAGGUCAAGCGCUCGGUCAGUGAGAGCGAGCAUCUACUCUUAGGAGUUGAGGAGAAAACGGUGAUGCGGCGGAGUAAGCGUCGAAGAACUUAGGAACACAGGGUUACCAGAGGUGAAUCAACCCUGCGGUGAGAGCUUAAUACCACCUGCAUCCACUCCGCCUUCUCCACGCUUCGGACUUGCGCACGGAUUCGCACCGUUUGGCCUCUACCCACCCUUCAAACAGCCAGUGAGAGCCAACACUUCGUACACAUUGAACCUCCACACGACUCCUUCUCAACCCAACAACGAAGUAUCUCUGCCUGAGGUGUCAUCAUGCGAUUCCUUUACCUCUUGCUGCAGCCGCUCCUGCUUGGAGUUGGCAAAACUGCUUCACUUCCCCACGGGCCGGUCAAU
This is a messenger RNA of Westerdykella ornata, 1973 nucleotides long. Its product is annotated as DNA glycosylase. NCBI's taxonomy places the organism in Eukaryota, Fungi, Ascomycota, Dothideomycetes, Pleosporales, Sporormiaceae. The transcript is spliced from 2 exons. Gene Ontology annotation, cellular component: nucleus. Gene Ontology annotation, biological process: base-excision repair; base-excision repair, AP site formation; nucleotide-excision repair. The coding region runs from base 432 to 1670 and encodes 412 amino acids. The record is from RefSeq and is a predicted model, not a curated record. Gene Ontology annotation, molecular function: 8-oxo-7,8-dihydroguanine DNA N-glycosylase activity; damaged DNA binding.